Messenger RNA from Oryctolagus cuniculus (rabbit), 3400 nucleotides. NCBI's taxonomy places the organism in Eukaryota, Metazoa, Chordata, Mammalia, Lagomorpha, Leporidae. The record is from RefSeq and is a predicted model, not a curated record.
UUUUUUUUUUUUUUUUUUUUUUUUUUUUAAUCAACUUCAGUUCCUCCUCUCCUGAUUCAAGUCCCAGGCACACCUUUGCCAGGCAAGACCAAGUGCCAGCCCCCACCCCUGGGCUGUGGCCGCACUCAGAGUGUCGAUUGCAAGGAGCAUGGAGGCAGUGGUCAGAGCCCGGCCCGGAGGCCUGGUCUGGGUGGCCUGUCUGUUCCUGGCACUUCCUGUCAAGGCCACAGGGCCUGAAACAGCUCAGCCAGAAGUGGACACGGCCCUGGGCCGCCUGCGAGGCCAGCGAGUGGGCGUGAAGGGCACUGACCGCCUGGUGGACGUCUUCCUGGGCAUCCCGUUCGCCCAGGCCCCACUGGGGCCCAACCGGUUCUCAGCCCCGCGCCCGGCCCAGCCCUGGGAGGGCGUGCGGGAUGCCAGCCGCGCACCCCCCAUGUGCCUGCAGGACGUGGAGAGAAUGAACAACGGCAGGUUCACAGUCAAUGGGGAGCAUCAGAUCUUCCCUGUUUCGGAGGACUGCCUGAUUGUCAACGUCUAUAGCCCCGCCGAGGCUGCUGCAGGGCCCGGGAGGCCGGUCAUGGUGUGGAUCCACGGUGGCUCUCUGAUGGUGGGCGCCGCCACGUCCCAGGACGGCUCAGCCCUGGCUGCCUACGGGGACGUGGUGGUGGUCACGGUGCAGUACCGCCUGGGCAUGCUGGGCUUCUUCAGCACCGGGGACAAGCACGCGCCUGGCAACCAGGGCUUCCUGGACGUGGUGGCCGCUCUGCACUGGGUGCAAGGCAACAUCGGCCCCUUCGGAGGGGACCGCAGCAGUGUCACCAUCUUUGGCGGAUCUGCUGGGGGCACCAUUGUCUCUGCUCUGGUUCUGUCUCCCAUGGCCACAGGGCUGUUCCACAGAGCCAUUGCCCAGAGUGGGGUCAUCGGCAUGCCAGGGAUGAUGGAGUCUGACCCAUGGCCCAGAGCUCAGAGCAUCGCGAGCUCCCUGGCCUGCAGCGCCACCUCCCCGGCCGAGCUGUUGCAAUGCCUGCGGCAGAAGGAAGGAGAGGAGCUCAUCCCGACCAAGGCUUCGAAUUUUUUUUACGCGACCUACACCUCUGAUGGCACCUUCUUUCCCAAAAGCCCUCAGGAGCUCCUGGAGGAGAGGCAGUUCCACCCCGUGCCCUUCCUCCUGGGCUUCAACAACCACGAGUUUGGCUGGCUCAUCCCCAGGGCCUGGGGGUUCCUGGAUAAGAUGGAGCAGAUGAGCCAGGAGGACUUGCUGGCCCACGUGAAGCCCUUCCUGACCUAUCUGGGUGUGCCGUCCGAGGUGAUGUCUGCCGUCAUUGAUGAAUACCUAGACAGCGAUUCAGGCGCACAAGGCAGACGCCAGGCCUUCCAGGAAUUGAUGGGUGACAUCAUCAUCGGUUUCCCCGUCUUCAAUUUCUCCAGAAGCCUCCUAGACUCCGGCAGCCCCGUCUUUUUCUAUGAGUUCCAGCAUCGGCCCAGUUGUUUUGAGAAGAUCAAGCCAGACUGGGUGAAGGCUGACCACGGGGCCGAGAGUCCCUUCAUGUUUGGGGGGCCCUUCCUCACAGACGAGAGCUCCCUGCUGGCCUUCCCAGAAGCCACAGAGGAGGAGAAGCGGCUGAGCCUCACCAUGAUGGCCCAGUGGGCCCACUUUGCCCGGACCGGGGACCCCAACGGCAAGGGGCUGCCUUUUUGGCCCCAGUUCAACGAGUCGGAGCAGUACCUGGAGAUCGGGCUGGUGCCACGGGCCAGCCAGAAGCCCAAGGAGGCCCGGAUGCGGUUCUGGGCAGAGACGCUCCCCAGCAAGGCCCGGCAGUGGCACCAGAAGCAGCAGGGCAGGAAGGCCCCCGAGGAGCUCUGAGCUCUCUGCUAUGGCCUGGGAAAGCAGAGGAAGAUGGCCCAAGUCCUUGGGCCCCUGCACCCGCAUGGGAGACCCGGAAGAAGCUCCUGGCUCCUGGCUUCAGAUCGGCGCAGCUCCGGCCAUAGCAGGCAAUUAGGGAGUGAACCAGAGGAUGGAAGACCUCUCUCUCUCCCUCUCUCUGCCUCUCCUCUCUCUGUGUAACUCCAACUUUCAAAUAAAUAAAUAAAUCUUUAAAAAAAAAAGAGAGAAAGAAAAAAGAAAGAGUUACAGAGAGAGAGAGAGUCUUCCAUCUGAUGAUUCACUCCCCAUUGGGAUGCCGGCACUGCACGCAGCAGCUUUCCCCGUGACACCACAGUGCCGGCCCCGGCCUGGGCCUUCUUGGCUGGGCCAAUCCAAAGUGUGGCGGAGAGCCAGCCUCCUUCUCCCCCGACGUGGGCGCAGGGCCCUUCUGCACCUCAGGGCCUUUGCACAAGCUCCUCCCUCCCCCUUUUCCUCUUGCCUCAUGACAAAUUCCUGUUCAUUCUUCAAGAUCCCCGGAAGACCCAGUCCCCCAGGAAGCCCGCCCUGCCUUCUCUGGGCCCUGUGGUCCUCAAUCCGUAUCAGUAGACGGUAGCACACAGUCCACCCUGGGCUAGCACUGUCUAUGUCUGUCCCCGGGGGCCAGGGUCACUCUGUCACUCACACAGGGAGGGGGCAGGACCUGGAGGGAGGGGACGUUUGAUGAGUGACACACAGAGUAUGUGAGUGGUGGCCCUUCAGUGCUGAAGUCUUGCUCAGUUUGCCACAGGUUUUGUCGGCUCUGGCCAGGAGGCAGAGUCGCGCAGUGGAGGGGACUGGGUCCUGGAGGCAUCCAGCCUGCAGUAGAGCCCUGGCCUCCAGGGGCUACAGCCGGAGGCCGGUAGAGUCUCCUCCUCUGCUGCCCGGACUUGGCCCCUGCACAAGACGGAGCAGACACACACAGCAGUUCUGGACGUCACCGGUUACAGCUCUGACCCUCAGGUCCUGGCACACGUGCUCCGCACCCCAGUGCCUGGGCUCCGCCCUUCCCAGGUGGGGGCGCUCGGCACAGCUCCCAGAGUGCCCACCAGGACCCUGCCUCGGUCACCCCAAGUUCCUGAUGGCUGACGGUUACAGGGAAAGAAUCCACAGCUGGGACCCGUUCUCUUCCGGAAAGUCCAUUAGGACAGCAAGCAGGGACAUGGUGACCGAAGGGCUCUGCGUCCUGUCCUGUCCUCCCUCGAAAGCUCGGCGGGUGGAGGUGGAGGUUGUAGUGUGGUGGUUCGAGUCCCAGCUGCUCCACUUCCUAUCCAGCUUCCUGCUAAUGUGCACCCUGGGAGGCAGUAGAUGAUGGCUCAAGCCCUUGGGAGCCUGCCAUCCACAUGGGAGACCCAGAUGGAGUUCUGGGGUCCUGGAUUCGUCCUGGCCCAGCCUGGCUGUUGUGGGCAUUUGGGGGAGUGAACUGGUGGUGGAGAGAGCUCGCUGUCUCUCCCUGCUCUCUCAAAUAUGUAGUUUGAAAAGAAAAAAAGCUCACAGCGA